Molecule: messenger RNA, 1853 nt
Organism: Cotesia glomerata
Lineage: Eukaryota; Metazoa; Arthropoda; Insecta; Hymenoptera; Braconidae
Product: zinc finger protein ztf-16
Exons: 7
Coding region: 220-1779 (519 amino acids)
Biological process (GO): regulation of transcription by RNA polymerase II
Molecular function (GO): DNA-binding transcription factor activity; RNA polymerase II cis-regulatory region sequence-specific DNA binding
Source: RefSeq, a predicted model, not a curated record
CACAAGUGACGGAUUAAAUUGAAAACUGGGACAAAGUGCAGUGCACUCUGGCAUUGCGUUUUACUAACCAGGUGUUUCUAUGCCGUAAUCAUAUAUAUAUAUACAUAUACACAUAUAUAGUAUUGGAUAAAUAAAUACAGUGGAAAAUCUAGUCACAUGGAUUGACAAUAAUAGACCAAGAAAGAAUUUAAUAGAUGAAGAGUAUUUUUGAAGUAUAUAAUGUCAGAUGGUAUUGAUGGGAAUAAUGGGGAAAAUGAGGUGGAUUCUCACUCAUCCUCGGUUAUAAAUAAUGAUAAUGGUGAAGUUGGAUCCAAUAGAGAUGACGAGCAGGACGGGGAUAAUGAAGCACAACUCAAUACUAAUUAUGACAGCAGUGAUGGAGCUGUACCUGUUUUUAGGUGUGAUAGAUGUGAUAAUUACGAAACAUUGAACAAAGCAGCGUUUUCAGUCCAUCAAGAGCAAUGUUUAGCUGGCGGAGAAGGUGUAGAAAGUGUCGAAAGUAUUGAAGUUAAUGAGCAUGAUGCUGAUAAUGAUGAGAGUGGACACUCAAGUGGACACAGAUCUCAUAGAAAAAUGUUUGAAUGCGAUGUAUGUAACAUGAAAUUUUCAAAUGGCGCUAAUAUGCGUCGACAUAAGAUGCGUCACACUGGAGUAAAACCUUAUGAAUGUAGAGUUUGUCAAAAGCGAUUUUUUCGCAAAGACCACUUAGCUGAACAUUUUACAACACAUUCUAAAACAUUGCCUUACCAUUGUCCAAUUUGCAACCGCGGGUUUCAGCGACAAAUUGCUAUGCGCGCUCAUUUUCAGAAUGAACAUGUUGGUCAACAUGAUAUGGUUAAAUCAUGUCCGCUUUGUAAUUAUCGCGCUGCUACUAUGAAAUGCUUGAGGUUACAUUUUUUUAAUAGACAUGGAAUAGAUUUAGAUAAUCCAGGACCAAAUAGUUCAAGUUCAUUAUUAAAUAGUUGUUCACCAAAUGAAGCAAUGCCAUCUGCGCCAUUAUCAGACAGUGGAGACAGUACUGGAAAUCGUUCGGUGGAUAACGCAACCCCGCCGAUGCAUUUCUUAACACCCCACGUGGAGAUUUCAAUUCCUUACCCGGAGCAGACAAUGACCGGUCAAAGAAAUUCGAGUCCUGCUCCGCUGAACGGCGACUCUCCCAACAGCCCUCAGAGUGCUGACAGCAACAGCAAUGCACCGAGCAGCAGUCAUCAUCAGUUACCAAUGCACCGGAGCAUGGUAGAGGACUCAAUUACACCCUCAAUUUCUCUGAUCCCAAUAAAACAAGAACCAAAUAGCAACGGGAUGGAUGAAAGUGGAGCAACCUCCAGCAAUCUUCCACUUCCCUCUUUGAUUAAAGUAUCUCCGUUAAAGUCAUUGCUGAGGGACGAUUUGAGACGUAAGUUAUCAAACACUUCUAACAAUCUUAUUAUCAACGCCACCAACAGCACCAACAAUAACAACAACAAUAAUAAUAAUAAUAGUAAUAAUAAUAAUAAUAGCAGCAGCAGUAGCGUUAACACGAGUGAGAAUAUAUUGAAUAUAAGUAACAUAAAUAAUUUAUCGCAUCUGCGGGAGCCACCGAGUUCAACGAGGCCGGAUCCUCGUUCAAGUGGCCUCCAAUGCACUUACUGUCGGAUUACCUUUCCCGAUCAGACCUUGUAUUUUUUACACAAAGGCUGCCACAGUGACAGCAACCCCUGGAAGUGUAAUAUUUGCGGUGAACAAUGCUGUAAUCUUUAUCAAUUUAAUUCGCAUUUAUUAAGUAAAAGUCAUCAGUAACUAAUUGUGCCUUAUUAGUUGUUUAAUUGUUAUUUGUAAUUAUCGGGUCAAUAAUAGGUCAGUAAUGAAUAUUU